Messenger RNA from Dermacentor silvarum, 9131 nucleotides. RefSeq names its product MAM and LDL-receptor class A domain-containing protein 1-like. The record is from RefSeq and is a predicted model, not a curated record. Bases 219 to 8957 code for a protein of 2912 amino acids. Lineage: Eukaryota; Metazoa; Arthropoda; Arachnida; Ixodida; Ixodidae. Gene Ontology annotation, molecular function: protein binding. Gene Ontology annotation, cellular component: membrane. The transcript is spliced from 65 exons.
UAGGCAACUUUAUUAGGAUACGGCCGAAUUCAGAAAGACGAUCCAGUGGGUGCUAUUGUUCGAGGAAAUGCGGCAUUAUCUAGACAAGUUGUCUUUGCGGUCAUCACGGCGAGCCUCUAUCAAUGCCACAUCAGCGAGAUACGCCUCUGUAGGUUGCUUAUCGCCGGAAGGUAAGGAACCGCCGCCAGGGCUGAGGCGUUGUAUAUUUGCGCUCCUCCAUGAUAUACACCGGGCUCUGUGACCGCGCGGGUGUAAGGCGCCGACGCGAGACAGGCAGGUCUGUAUGUACGGUGCGUGCUCCGAGGAUAGGAAAGCUCAGGAUGCCAGCACGGCUCCCUCGAGGUGUGAUACCUACUUUGGUGGUGCUGUGGGUGCACGUGUCAACAAUAUCCGCAGAUACGUGCACAUUCGAGAACGGUCCAUGCAGCAAGUGGGUGUCCAGCAACUGCAGUGAAGGUGCUUGCUUCCAGGUGCACAAGGUGUCCGACAUGAAGCACGGCCCCACCGUGGACCACACCCUUCACUUAGACGAGGGUUCCUGCUACUACGCAACGGCCGGCUCCGUUGAUGACGGAAGCCGCACCGCUAUGCUGGCGUAUAAGACGACGGGGCCGCUGUGCUUCACGGCCUGGUACCACCAGUCAGGCACGGACCAUCCACCGGCCGUCUUCUCGGUGGAAAAUGACAACGGCGUCUGCACCGAUUUCUACGCCACCCGUCGGGACGCAGCGGGCCGCUGGCAACGCGUACGGUACUCGGAGAAACACAACGGGGAGGUACAGAUUCGUGUACGCUACCACAUCAGAGAUGUAUUUGAGAGGGGCACUCUGGCACUCGACGACCUCACAGCGGAGAGCAGAGAGUGUCCCGACGAGCCUAAAGACGGUUCCUGUGACUUCGACUGGGGCGAGACUUGUGGGUACAACUUUGGAGGUAAAAACAGAACGUGGAAGCACAGCCUACGUCCAGGCGAACUGCCUUUCAGAGACUACUCAACCGGCGGAAUGCUCGGUGGCAUGGCCUACUUGGAAGCAGACGGCAGGCCUUUACAAGAAUCUUUGACGUCGCCAACACUGCCUGGCCGACCGGAUGUGCAGUGCCUUCGCUUUCAUUAUUACGUAUCAGGGAGUGAACAAACAACAGGAAAGUUAUUAACUACCAUUUCUUCCCCAGGAACAGCGAACCAGCCUAUUUGGGAGCGAUCAAAGGAAGGAAUAAUCCGAGACGCCUGGACGGCAGUGGACGUGGCUUUCAAGCAUACACUAGAUUUUAAAAUAACAUUCACAUGCAUCCUGUUGCCAAACGAGUUCGUCCGAAAGCCUGCCUGCGCAAUAGAUGCCAUCGAGCUUGACGACUGCGCGGGAACAAGAGCGCCAAAAGACAGGAAGUGCGACUUCGAGGAUGGCUGGUGCGCAUGGAAAAACAACAACACGUCGAACAACGAUCUCGCCUGGAUGCUAGGGGGAGAAAAUCUGAAAACUACGCUCCUCAGGCCAAGCCACGACCACACCUAUGGAAACAGAACUGGGUCAUAUCUGUUCCUCAGCAACUUCGAGAGGAACACAGGUGACCAAGCAGAUCUUAUUGGUGAGGACCUUUUCACAUUCGGCUCGAUGACGCAAUGCGUCGAGUUUUGGUACGAUAUCAACGGAGACAAGGAGACAAGUCUGGAGGUACUGGUCAUCAAUCCGACCGGUAAGACGCACAAAGCCAAACCCCUGUGGAAGCAGAAAGGUGCCGACCGAAGCACUUGGCAGAUGGGACGAGUCGCUGCGACUCGAUACAGCAGGCUCAUUUUUCGUGGAGCCGUUGGGCCGUCGUUGGAACCAGCGUACAUUGCGCUUGACGACAUCAGCGUCAGUGAGAACGAUAGGUGCGAAACGCUGCCCCAAGGAGCUGGCCAAUCAGAUGCAGAUGACCUUGUCAGCUGUGACUUCGAAACAGGAGACCUUUGUCACUGGACCUCUGAAAGUAGAGUAGCACCAGUGUGGAAAUUCGGACCACCAGCUAGCUCCUCUCUGGGCCCCCUUCAGGCGCCAGAAGACAAAGGCGGCAUGAUCCACCUCACCGGAUCGUCACUCGCGAACAACAGCGGCCGCGCUCUACUGUCCUCGGGUGCGGUAGAGACACAGACAGAGGCGGCUUGUUUCUCCUUCUGGUACCACAUGUUCGGAGGCGACGGCGUGCAGCUGGAGCUCUACCUGAAGAAGUCGGUCCGUUCAGCUGGCGCUAUGUGGCAGACCUACAUGCUCUUUAGCCACAGUGACCGCACAACGGCAGACCGGUGGUACAAUGUGCGCCGAACGGUGCUCCUGGAUGCUCAGAACAAUAAGUUUGUGUUCUCUUUGACGGCCAUUCGGGAAAAUCCGAACGCAGCUGUUGUUGCCUUGGGACCGCUAGAUUUCACGCAAGGUCCAUGCGACGUGCUUACAGACUCUAAAGGCUACUGUGACUUUGAAGCCGACCUAUGUGGCUGGGAGUCCAGCACGGUCUGGAAGCGGGGAGUGAAGCUAUUUUCAAAUGAUGACCCGGCCCACCAUGUGCGUUCAGGACCUGUCAAUUCUGCCUACGUUCUGAGGGCCGCCAUGCCCUCACAUACUGAGAAAGUGGCCACCGUGACCAGCCCCGAAUUUCCUGGCCAGAGCGAGCCGCAUUGCCUGGAGUUCUGGUACAGUCAGACCGGUACAAGCGACGCAAAGCUACAGGCUGAGAUUUUGGUGCAGCAAGAAAGCAAAGUCAUCUGGACCAAGCCAUCGUUCUCAAAGGGUGACUGGAUGCUGGCGCGAGUGCAGUUUGUGCAGGACCAGAGCUUCAAGGUUGUGUUCCGGGCAACUUUACCAGCCAAUACUUUGGUGGCGCUGAGCCUGGACAAUGUGGCAGUGCGGCCGGAGCCGUGCGUCCACCCGUUAGAGUGUGACUUCACAGAAGGCCUGUGCGGAUACGUGAACAGAUUCGAAGGAGACUUCCGCUGGCUCAUUGGUGCCGGUCGGCUCGAAAAUCCUCAAAUGCAGCCAAAGGCACCCAUUCCUCAGGGUGCCUACUCAUCGUACGCUUACCUGGAUCUGACGACGGGAACAGCAACGAACACCGCCACGGUCAAGUCGCAUAAAGUUACAGUGGUUGGCCUACUGAGCCCUGUGUUCAACGUAUUUGACAAUCAAACCACUCUUGUCAUCCAGUACUACCGAAACGGGCCAGAUAUUGUGACAGCAAACUUGUCCGUCUCCUGCUAUGACGAUGGAAAACCAGGAAAAGUUGAGACGCAGCUUUCCUUGGACAUGGCUGAAGUAUCUGAGUGGAGUACACUGAAUGUGUCCCCGAAGCAAGGCGCCAACUGCCAACUGUCGGUGCAAGUCACACGCGGAGAUGGCACUGACGGGGCAAUGGCAAUUGGUGCCAUCCGAGUGCAGUCAGCCACCGUUCAAGAACCGGAUACAGAAUCAGCCAAUCAUUGCACGUUUGAAGAUGGAACCAUGUGCGGCUGGAAAACAGACGGCGGCUCGCUGACGUGGACGCUCAACGAACCAGCAAAGAAAGUCCCCGACUACCCACGCUUCGACCGCACCCUUCGAGCUUACAAAGGUCGUUUCAUCUUCGCGGAAAACAAGAAUGUUUCGAAGGAGACGGCUGUUCUCAAGAGCCCCGUGUUGGAUGUGAAUGCUACCGGCGGGGCUUGCUUCAGCUUCUGGCACUUUGCCGUUCACCACAACUUCGGCAACAUUUCCGUCAUCUCGGGAAAGCAGGAACUGUUCCGCACGGUCACACGCAAUGGUCACCGCUGGGAGCACGAAUUGGCCGAUUUCACCAUGCCUACUGAAGGAUUCCAGCUGGAGAUCCGGGCGUCCAUAGAACGUGGUAUAGUGUCGUUGGACGAUCUGAAGGUAACCGCUGGACCAUGCCCUCCGCGAGAUUUUUGCUCCUGGGAGAACGGUUCGUCGUGCAAAUUUUUCAGCAGUCCCGGCAAUGUCGCCCAGUGGAGACGUCGCCGCGCAUCGGCGAUUGGUGUACCCGACCACACGCUCAACAGCCUAGAAGGCUAUUACUUGUUUUUGAACACGACGGCACUGAAGUCACACCACCCGAUGUCCAGAGUGUUCUUGUCCAGCAGGAAACCGACUGAAGCCACCUGCGUAACCUUCUGGUGGAGGGGCAAGGGCGCCCGAAGUCAACUGAAUGUGUACAGGUACACCAAAGAGACGGCGUUUCGGGACCCGCUGCUGUCGAUGCGUACGGACAACGAAGGCAAUUGUUGGACUGCGCGCUCGGUCACUGUCUCUGCGACAACCUCCUGGGCCCUUGUCUUCGAAGUCGUGGCCCCCGCUGGCGAAAAGCGUCAGUCAGGUGUCAUGGUCGAUGACGUCGAAUACUCGGAUGGCGAAUGCCCGCUUUACAACUUGUGCACAUUUGAAGACGAGUGCCUACCGUGGGUUAUUCCGGCAAAAGGCGGAGAGUCAAGGUUCGAGGUUGAACGGGCUGGGUCCUUCAGUAAGCUGUCUAAAGAUCACACAACAUCUACUGAAGCAGGUUACUAUCUUCUCUACAGAAGCCCCGGCAUCAAGGGCAACCGGACAUCGUUGGAACUCCGCGAGCCAUCACGCUACCUAUACUCGUGUGUAUCCAUGUGGUACUUCCUGCCUUCCCUACCGAAUGGAGUGAGUCUUCGGCUACAUUCAGAAAGCAUCGCCAACGGUACCAACACCUGGAAGCAGAAGCGGUUUCGCUUCUCUCGUGCAAGACAAGUUCCCAUUGAGGCGAUCGCCGGAAGUAACGCCGACGGAUUUCUUGCAAUCGACGACCUGCUAAUUGAUGAUACUGAGUGCAACGACGAAAGCCAGUCGGGGAGUGCAGAGUUCCAGUGCGGCGACGGUAAGACGGUGCCGCGGGACCGCGUGUGCGACUUCGUGGCCGACUGCGACGACCGCGCUGACGAGCGCAGCUGCGGGCAGUGUGACUUCAGCGAAGGCGCAUGCGGCUGGAACCUGGACGAUGCCCGAAACCGGGGCACGACAGCCUGGCAGGUGGUCCCCAUAGGACUGGUUCCCAAGUCGCCACCCAAUGGAGCCGACUACCGACGCGAUGGCAAUUAUUUGCUCGUGUACGCAAACAGCACAAGGACGACGCAGCAUGGCCGCGCCAGCAUCGAGUCACCCAAGGUCAGGAACACCGGGCAACUGUGUACCCUCUUCUUUUGGUACAACUAUGAUAAAGCCGGAACUAAUCUGGACGUGGACCUUUAUAUGACGGUGGCUGGAUACACCAUGCCCGUGUGGACCCUCGGUGCCUUGGGAAAAUCAUCACCCGAAGGAAUUUGGAACGGAGCGGCCGUGGAGAUUGGGCGACAACCGCGUGAAGUCAGCUUCUACUUCUCGACCAACCAGUACCCACAAGCAAGGGCCCUCUUUGCCGUGGACGCCAUACACUACAGUACAUGCGCACUACCAUCUAAGGCAGGGAACUGCACUGAAUCCCAGUUUCACUGUGACAACGAUGUUUGUGUGGAUUCGUACGAGCGCUGCAACUACGCUGACGACUGUGGGGACAACAGUGAUGAAAAGGAAUGCGGUGACUAUCGACUUGGAUGCAACUUCGACUCAUCGUUCUGCGACUGGUUGCCUCAAGCGCCGUCGCCCGCGAAAGCUACGGGUUGGGAAUUGGGUACACCUUCGUCACUUUUGUCAAGAGGACCCAGCAGGGAUCAUACAACCGGCACACAAGAAGGGAAAUUUAUUAUCCUACAUUCAACUUUGUCACAGAAGAAUGCCACUAUCAUCGGCCCAACGCUCCAUAACGCGAAAUUCUGUGCCAUGACAUUCUUUUACACAGUCCAAGGCGAGAGCGAACCACAGCUAUCGUUGAAUGUGCGCACAACUAAAGAUGGGUCAUGGAAACGUGUGUGGUCCCAACCUCAUCCAACCCAAUUCUGGCACUUCGUUCCUGAUACUGUAUUCUUCGAGGAGAAAGAGCCGUACCAGGUUGCAUUUAUUGGAGAACAUGGGAGAUCUAGAAAGCCCGGCUACAUUGCCAUUGACGACAUCACGUUUUCAGAAAGCUGCGAGAUUUACCACGAAGCCCUGCCAGAAACCCCGACACCAAGUCCACCAUCAUUCACCUGUAAGGUCAACGAGUACCAGUGCGGUGACAGUGAGCAGUGCAUUCCCGUCGCUCAAGUGUGUGACUUCAAAAAUGACUGCGCCAAUAAUGCUGACGAAGCUCAAUGUGGUGCUUGUGAUGACUUUUCGACAAGUUUGUGCGGCCUCGAAAAUGAGGAGCCCAAUGGGCGCUUUGGGUGGAAGCGGACAACAGCUCGAGAUGCAAAGCAGAAGAAACUCUACCCCUCCACCGACAGCAUGUUCAACCCAGAUGGAGCCUACGCUGCAUAUUCACUGCUCAACGCUGAUGUGCCCGUGCCGAGCAGUGCCAUAUUGAUGGUGACACCACGACUGGGCCAGAUUGCGCACUCUUGCGUCGUCAAUUUCUAUGCCUAUGUUGCCGACGACGCAUCUUCAAUCCUCACUUUUGGAGUGUUGCCCCCAUCAGCGGUUGGAAAUCAAUCUAGCGGCGUCGUCGAGCUGUCUGAACUGCGCGAUAACCGCUACAAAGGCAAGUGGGUAGAGGUUACUGUGAAGGUUGGCAACUGGGACGCCGGAGCUAGGUUUUUUUACCGUGCCGGAAGUGUGGGUGUCAGCGUAGACCGUCCGAAGUACAUCAAUUGCCAUCCAGAUGCACAAAGCGAAGGAUCUGAAUUGACUAAACAGGUGAGCUGUGAUUUCUCCAACCCAAAGGACUGUGGCUGGUUCCCCGAGCGUCAGGCCACCGAUGUCGAUUGGGUUCUUUACACGGGCGGUAUUGGUCUGCCUCGACCCAUGUGGCAACCCCCGUUUGUUCUCGCACCCAGCGGUGCCUUCAUGAUAGCCAAGAGCAAGUUCCCUGUUAUAAAGAAGGCCCAUCUUGUCUCAAUCCGAAUGAGUCCCACACCAGACAUUGGACGCUGCUUCACCUUCUGGUACAACAUGUGGCAUCCAAACAGCGGGGAGCUUCACGUUCUUCAGCGAGUGGUCAAUGAUUCAACGAGGUUGCUCUGGCGUCGGGUCGGACCACAGGGCAAGGAAUGGCACCUUGGGAACGUGCAGCUGCACAGCUACGAGUCCCACCAGCUGGUCAUCGAAGCUGUCUUAAAACCCAACAUCCCUGGCAUAAUAGCCAUCGACCUUUUCACACUCAAGGAUGGUCCAUGUGACACUGGCAAAGAAUGCACGUUCGAGUCAGGCACAUGCGGCUGGCAGCUUCGCAACUGGGAACUGACGAAAGGCAACAGUGCCGCAUUGCCUCUGGACGACCACAGCAUGAGAGCACCUUCAGGCAGCUUUGCCGUGGCCAAGUCUCCUGGUGGCCGCAUGCUAAGCCCGCCGGGUUGGUACGAUGCCACACAGGACAGAUGUCUCCGCUUCUGGUUCUUUCUCUCCGGCACGGUGGCUGAGACUCUUAACGUCACCCGGGUGCUGGACCAGAACAGCGAGGUGUCCCUAUGGUCCCAAACAGCAACUAAUGCCCCUUUGAAGAUCUGGUACUCUGCCGCUGUCAACCUGACCAGCCAUCAAGGAGACGUUGUCACGGUGUUCGAAGGGGUAGCCUCCGGCGACCCUGGCACUGCUGUAGCUGUGGAUGACAUUGGCCUGAGUGAGGCGCCUUGUCCACCACCAGGCAGCUGUUCAUUUGAGGAAGAUAUGUGUAACUGGUACAACAACAAGGGCCUCGCCUACGCACAGUGGUACCGACACAAGGGCCCCACUGUCUCUUUCCUGAGCCGGCUGGAGAAAGACCACACAAGGGGCACUAGUGACGGAUACUACCUGCUUCUGGACUCUGAGGACCAGGCUGCAAUACAGCGUGGCAUUUUGCAGAGCCAGACCCUUGCUUUGGGUCCCGUCGUGUGUUUCCAGCUUUACUACCACAUGCAGAAAGGAACCAAAGCCUGGCUGAACGUCACGUUUGUUGAGCCAUCCGGAUCCCUUUCUGGCGACCAUACGACUGUUUAUUCCACAAGCUCCAUUGACUGGACUCUGCUUUAUGUGGAGCGGGACGAUUUGCCUGAUAUAUUCUCGGUUAUUAUCACCGCGACGGCUGGAAAGUUUGCGGGAAAUGUUGCCAUUGAUGACAUUUAUGUACGCUCGGGCAAGUGUGGAUCAACAUCACAAGUCACAACUGUCCCACGAACUUCCACCGCGAGGUCCACAACGUCGUCAGUGGUUCCUGAGCAGCCAUUCACAGAGGAGACUACAGUUUCACCGAUUACAGAUGGACCAACAAAUCCCUCAACAGAGGCUGAACUAACAACUGCGACAACUGCAACACCAGGCCCACUUUCGACAGAGCCAUCAUUGGAAUGUUCUCGCGGUGAAUUCAGCUGCAGAGAUGGCACCACCUGCAUCCCCGCCUUGCUCACGUGUGAUGGUGUUCCUGAUUGUCCUAAUGGACUCGAUGAAAUAUGCAGUAUGAAGAGCACGAACAUAUGUAGCGAAGAUAAGUUCUAUUGUCCAACUAAGUAUCCUGACACUUGCCUUCCACGGUCCCUCCUCUGCGAUGGUCACGAAGACUGCUUUGGCAGCGCGGAUGAGUCUCUUUGUGGGGUGUGCCCGGACUCCUACUGCCGGCACGGCGGCACGUGCUCAUGGACACAGAACAAGCGGAGCCCUGUUUGCAACUGUAGCGGAAGCUAUGCGGGAGCACGCUGCCAGUACUCCAGCAAUGUUACCGAAGGAGACAACGAUGCAGUCAAAGCGUCGGGCAGUUCUGGCCCCAUCGUGGCCGGAAUUCUGAUCGUGAUGGCAAUAGGCUUAAUCUCAACUGUGAUUGCAGUCAUCGUGUUCAGGAGAAAACGUGCAACGCAGGGCUCUCAAACACUUCUCCACAGCGCUGCAUACGAUGUCUCCAGAGAGGAAACAGAAUUUUUGGGCUGACAGGAAAUCUCACAUCGCAGCAUAUGGCCAGUGGAAAGGAAAUGUUUCAUGGCGUGUACAGUAUACGAACUUGUUUCUGUAAAGGCCUAUUUAUACUACUGUAUCGAAAAUAAAUGAUGGUGUACAAAUAAGUAGUUUGCUUGUUAUGCACUGACUAUACGAAUUGCAGAUAAU